AUGAAACAGAGAAAGCACGAGAUCUGUGAGGCUAGUGUGAAAAUCCUUGGAGACAUUCCACAAAUGGUUCUGCGUCUCAGUUGUAAAAGAUUAAAAGCUUACAAGUUCAAUGGCAGCUUUUUUUUCGUACAUUCAAUGAAAGCAAUAGGCAAUGUGAAUAAAAAGAAACCACACUUGUUAGCAAAUACUUAA
Clunio marinus is the source of this 192-nucleotide messenger RNA. Lineage: Eukaryota; Metazoa; Arthropoda; Insecta; Diptera; Chironomidae. The record is from the annotation of a GenBank genome assembly.